GCUAAAUAUAUAAAUCUUAAUUUUCGAAAAAAAGGGGAACCAAGAGUAACUGAUUUUCAAAUUGUAGAAGAAAAAUUACCUCCUCUUAAAAAUGGUGAAGUUCUUGUUGAGGCAGAAUUUUUUUCAGUUGAUCCAUAUAUGCGAUCGCCGACAAUUAAUAGGUCAAAUAUUGGCGCUGUUUUUCAUGCAAAUCAGGUGGCUAAGAUAAUUGAAUCAAAAGAUCCACAAUUUCCUGUUGGUAAAAGAGUUAAAGGCUAUUAUGGUUGGAGAACUCAUACAAUUAUCAAUCCCACAAAAUGGGAUCAUUCUGGAUUUUUAAAUGAGGUACCGAGAGUAUUACCUUCAUUUGACGAUUUACCUUCUUCUCUUUAUCUCGGAGUUCUUGGCAUGCCCGGAGACACUGCGUAUUUUGGAUUUUUAGAAAUUUGCCAACCUAAAGCAGGUGAGACACUAGUUGUAAGUGGAGCUGGUGGAGCAAUUGGAUCGCAUGUUGCACAAAUUGGAAAAAUUAAAGGUCUCAAUGUUAUUGGUAUAACUGGAACUGAUGAAAAAUGUCAUUGGCUUACUAAUGAUUUGGGAAUUGAUCAUACAAUUAAUUAUAAAACUGAAAAUGUGUCUUUAGCACUGAAAAAAAUUGCACCCAAUGGUGUUGACUGUUAUUUUGAUAAUGUUGGUGGCAAUAUUUCUGAUGCUGUAAUUAAUCAAAUGAAAGAAUUUGGACGAAUUUCAAUUUGUGGAAGUAUUUCAAGUUACAGUGAUGAUACUUUAAAUCAAAAAAGAUCGACAAAAUUUUUUCAGGUAUUAUUUCUGACAAAACAAUUAAAAAUGGAGGGUUUCAUGCUACCAAGAUGGAAACAUAGAUAUGGAGAAAGUUUUGAGCAAAAUUUAAUGUGGAUUCGUGAAAAAAAACUCAAAUAUCGCGAAACAAUUUACGAAGGUUUUGAAAAUACAGUCAAUGCUUUUGUCAGUUUAUUGCGGGGAGAAAAUAUUGGAAAAGCCAUUGUUAAAUUAUAA
This is a messenger RNA of Leptopilina boulardi, 1014 nucleotides long. Its product is annotated as prostaglandin reductase 1-like. Gene Ontology annotation, biological process: prostaglandin metabolic process. The record is from RefSeq and is a predicted model, not a curated record. Lineage: Eukaryota; Metazoa; Arthropoda; Insecta; Hymenoptera; Figitidae. The transcript has 5 exons. Gene Ontology annotation, molecular function: 15-oxoprostaglandin 13-reductase [NAD(P)+] activity. Bases 139 to 1014 code for a protein of 291 amino acids.